Molecule: messenger RNA, 4921 nt
Organism: Oncorhynchus nerka (sockeye salmon)
Lineage: Eukaryota; Metazoa; Chordata; Actinopteri; Salmoniformes; Salmonidae
Product: NLR family CARD domain-containing protein 3-like
Exons: 13
Coding region: 339-3857 (1172 amino acids)
Biological process (GO): intracellular signal transduction
Molecular function (GO): protein binding
Source: RefSeq, a predicted model, not a curated record
AUCUUUCAGGAUUCCCAAAACCAAAGACAAUCUCUGUACAGGAUCUGAAUUUAUAACCUUUUGCAUGAUAACUUUCCUGCAAUGUAGGGAAUUUAAAACUUGUAGUGUUUUUGAGAUGAAUAUAAAAAGGUUGUUGAAGUCUGUAAUACAGAUCACUUCCUCUUCAACAGCGUCAGAAAAUAUGUGAUUUCCUCAUGAAAUGGUAAAUAAGUGUGUAGCUUAACGCAGUUACAAAAUGGCUGUAGAAACUGUGGCACAGAUUUGUCAGCAACAACUAGAAGUGGGAUCAAUGUGUUGAUUUGAAGGGAAGACGGGCAGACUGGGGUCAGUGCUCUAAAAUGAGUCUCUCUGGAGAGAGAGAGGAGGGGGGCCCUGCCUCUAAAAUGAGUCUCUCUGGGGGACAUGACACCGAAGAUAAGAGCCCAAUCAAGCAGGAGAGACCAGCCUCCCCUGUUCCCAGCUGUGUGUCCAUGAAGAGUGACUGGUCUAUGCAUCAACCUAUAGAGUUUAGAGAGGGAGACUUUUCUACUGAACAAAGGUACAAGGACAACGUAGCGCGUCCUGUGAACACGUCAGGGUUCCAUGGCCGCAGGCAGACCAGCAGAACCUGGACCAGCAGCACUACAAGACCAAUCAAGCAGGAGAGACCAGCCUCCCCUGUUCCCAGCUGUGUGUCCAUGAAGAGUGACUGGUCUAUGCAUCAACCUAUAGAGUUUAGAGAGGGAGACUUUUCUACUGAACAAAGGUACAAGGACAACGUAGCACGUCCUGUGAACACGUCAGGGUUCCAUGGCCGCAGGCAGACCAGCAGAACCUGGACCAGAAGCACAACAAGAACUAAACAGGAGAGGUCAGAGUCAGAGAUUCUCAGUGAUCAGUCUUCCCAGAGUCAUCAAACAGACCUGGACUCCAUAUUCAGUUUGCUUGAAGAGAAUAUUAUGACAUUUGUGAAGAACGAGCUGAAGAUGUUCAAGAGGAUUCUUAGUCCAGAACUCCCAGAAGGCUUUGAGAGUCAGAAGCAGGAUGAGGAAGUGGUGGAUUCUGAAGAUGAGAAGCAGGAGAGCAGUGCCAGAGAGGGGGCUCUGAAGAUCACACUGCACGUCCUGAGGAAAAUGAACCAGAAGGAGCUUGCUGACACACUGGAGAAAAAUGAGCUUGCUGUGAUUUGCCAACGUGAACUCAAAUCUAAUCUAAAGAAGAAGUUUCAAUGUGUAUUUGAGGGGAUCGCUAAACAAGGAAACCCAACACUUCUCAAUAAGAUCUACACAGAGCUCUACAUCACAGAGGGUGGAACAGGAGAGGUCAAUAAUGAACAUGAGCUGAGACAGAUUGAGACAACAACCAGGAAACAAGCAAGACCAGAGACUGCAAUCAAAUGUAAUGACAUCUUCAAACCCUUAACUGGACAAGACAAACUUAUCAGAACUGUGCUGACAAAGGGAGUCGCUGGCAUUGGAAAAACAGUCUCUGUGCAGAAGUUCAUUCUGGACUGGGCUGAAGGAAAAGCAAAUCAGGAUGUCCAAUUUGUAUUUUCAUUCCCUUUCCGGGAGCUGAAUUUGAUGAAAGGGGACAAACACACUUUGAUUGAACUUCUCAAUCACUUUUCAAUGGAAACCAAACAAUCAAGAAUCUCCAACUACGACAAGUACAAAGUUCUGUUCAUCUUUGAUGGUCUGGAUGAGUGUCGACUGCCCCUAGACUUCAAGAAUAACAAGAUCUGUUGGGAUGUCACAGAGUCAACCUCCAUUGAUUUUCUGCUGACAAAUCUCAUCAAGGGAAAUCUGCUUCCCUCUGCUCUCCUCUGGAUAACUACUCGACCAGCAGCAGCCAAUAAGAUCCCUUCAGGGUGUGUUGACCAGGUGACAGAGGUACGAGGGUUCAAUGAUCCACAGAAGGAGGAGUACUUCAGGAAGAGAUUCAGUGAUGAGGAUCUGGCCAGCAGAAUCAUCUCACACAUAAAGACAUCAAGGAGCCUCCACAUCAUGUGCCACAUUCCAGUCUUCUGUUGGAUUUCUGCAACAGUCCUUGAACACAUGCUGAAACAUAAGAGAGAAGAGAUGCCCAAGACUCUGACUGAGAUGUACACACACCUUGUGGUGUUUCACACCAAACAGAAGAAUGAAAAGUAUCUUGGGAAUGAAGAGACAGGUCCACACUGGAAUAAAGAGAGCAUUCUGUCACUGGGAAAACUGGCUUUUCAACAGCUUGUGAAGGGCAAUCAGAUUUUCUAUGAAGAAGAUCUGAAAGAGGCUGGCAUUGAUGUCAAUGAAGCCUCAGUGUACUCAGGAUUGUGCACACAGCUCUUUAAAGAGGAAUGUGGGCUGUACCAGGACAAGGUGUACUGCUUUGUUCAUCUGAGCAUUCAGGAGUUUCUGGCUGCUGUAUAUGUGUUCCUCUCAUUCAUCGACAACAAUGAGAAUCUAAUGGCCAAACUUCAUUCAACAUACAGCAAAGUUUCUUUCAGAAAUGAGCCUGAAGUUACUGUCUACAAGAGCGCUGUGCAUAAAGCCUUACAAAGUGAGACGGGAAACCUGGACCUUUUCCUCCGCUUCCUUCUGGGCCUCUCACUGGAGUCCAAUCAGAAGCACUUACGAGGUCUACUGACAAAGACAAGAAGCAGCUCACAGAGUCAUGAAGAAACAGUCAAGUACAUCAAGAAGAAGAUCAGGGAGAAUCCCUCUCCAGAGAGGAGCAUCAAUCUGUUCCACUGUCUGAAUGAACUGAAUGACCAUUCUCUAGUGGAGGAGAUCCAAAUCUACCUGAGAUCAGGAAGUCUCUCAGAAGCCAACCUGUCACCUGCACAGUGGUCAGCUCUGGUCUUUGUGUUGCUGACUUCAGAAAAGGAGCUGGAUGUGUUUGACCUGAAGAAAUACUCCAGAUCAGAGGAAGGUCUUCUGAGGCUGCUGCCAGUGGUCAAAGCCUCCAGAGCUGUUCUGCUGUCAGGCUGUGGAGUCACAGAGGAAGGCUGUGCUUCUCUGGUCUCAGCUCUGAGGUCAAACCCCUCACACCUGAGAGAGCUGGAUCUGAGUAACAAUGACCUGAAGGAUUCAGGAGUGAAGCUGCUCUCUUCUGGACUGGAGAAUCCCCACUGUAAACUGGAGACUCUGAGGCUGUCAGGCUGUCUAGUCACAGAGGAAGGCUGUGCUUCUCUGGUCUCAGCUCUGAGGUCAAACCCCUCACACCUGAGAGAGCUGGAUCUGAGCUACAAUCACCCAGGAGACUCAGGAGUCAGACUGCUCUCUGCUGGACUGGAGGAUCCACACUGCAGACUGGAGAAACUCAAUGUGGAACAUGGUGGAGAGAACACAAUGAAACCUGGGCUUAGAAAAUAUGUCUGUGAUCUCACACUGGACCUAAACACAGUAAACAGACUCCUCUCUCUGUCUGAGGAGAACAGAAAGGUGACAUGGAGGAGAGAGGAGCAGCCGUAUCCUGAUCACCCAGAGAGAUUUGAGGACUAUAGACAGGCGCUGUGUAGAGAGGGUCUGACUGGGCGCUGUUACUGGGAGGUAGAGUGGAGUGGGAGAAGGGCUGAUGUAGGAGUGACAUAUAAAGGAAUAAGAAGGAGAGGAGAGGGUGAAGACUGUUAUCUUGGAUGGAAUGACAAGUCCUGGAGUCUGUUCUGCUCUGACAACCGUUACUAUGCAUGUCACAAUAAUGAUCGCAUUACCAUAGACGUCCCCUCCUCCAACUCCCACAGAGUAGGAGUGUAUCUGGACUGGCCAGCCGGCACUCUGUCCUUCUAUAGAGCCUCCUCUGACACACUGACCCACCUGAUCACAUUCACCUCCACAUUCACUGAGCCCCUCUAUCCAGGGUUUAGGGUUUAUGAAGACUCCUCAGUGUCCCUGAAAUAAUAACCUGACACAAACACAUUGAACACACACACACACUGAGCCCCUCUAUCCAGGGAACACACUCACAUUGCACACACACACACAAAAACAGGCACUGGACACUCACACACACACUCACACACUGGACACACACACACACAAACACACACACACACUGGAUGCACACACGGACACCCACACACACACACUGGACACACACACACUGGACACACACACACACAAACACACACUGGACGCACACACGGACACCCACACACACUGGGCACACACACACACACACACACACACUGGGCACACACACACACACACACACUGGACACACACACACACACACACACACACACACGCUGGACACACACGACAUACACACACACACACACACGCUGGACACACACACAGAACACACACACAUACUGGACGCACACACGGACACCCACACACACACUGGAAACACACACACACACUGGACACACACACACACUGGACACACACACACGCUGGACACACACACACACACACUGGACACACAAACAUAGAUACAACACAGAUACACUGGACACACAAAACAUACACACAACACAGAUACACUGGACACACAAAACAUACACACACAUAUUCAAACACACUGCACAAACACACAGACACACACAUGACAUAAACACACACACAUACUGGAUGCACACACACACACACACACACACACUGGACACACACACUGGACACACACACACACAAACUGGACACGCACACACACACACACUGGACACACACACACACACACACACUGGACACACACACAAACUGGACACACCCACACACACUGGACACACACACACACAUGACAUAAACACACACACACUCUGGACACACACACACACACACAAAACACAUACUGGACACACACACACACACACACAGUGGACACACACACAGGAAACACACACACACAGGGCACACACACACACACACAGGAAACACAUACACACUGGACAGACACACACACACACACUGGACAAACACACACACACACACAGUGGACACACACACAGGAAACACACACACAC